Hypomesus transpacificus is the source of this 2438-nucleotide messenger RNA. It is a transcript of the gene dmxl1, whose product is annotated as Dmx-like 1. The transcript is spliced from 7 exons. Bases 615 to 1451 code for a protein of 278 amino acids. NCBI's taxonomy places the organism in Eukaryota, Metazoa, Chordata, Actinopteri, Osmeriformes, Osmeridae. Gene Ontology annotation, biological process: vacuolar acidification. Gene Ontology annotation, molecular function: protein binding. Gene Ontology annotation, cellular component: RAVE complex. The record is from RefSeq and is a predicted model, not a curated record.
GGGGGGAGAGAGAGUGAGAGGGAGGGAGAGAGAGAGAGAGAGAGAGAGUGAGGUGUAUUUAUAGUCUUUAUCAGCUCCCCUCCAAACACUGCGCUUGGGACUCAACAGCCCUAUAGAUGAGUCUGUGGAGGAAGAGAUAGAGCUGUGUCUGUGCUUGUGUGGGCGAGCGAGGAGGCUAUCACCGCCACAGAUACGUCCAGCUCCCAGCCUCAGCUGUCCCAAGGUGCAGACCUGCGUCACCCCAGCGCCAGCUCUCAGUGUCACACAGAGCACCUGAUAAUGACAGGAGACGGCCCACCAGCAGGAGAGAGAAGCCACACAUGUACAGUACUGGGCACAAGUCAUGGGCACCCAAGAGUAUGCCAUGAAUAUUGUCUGAAAUAUAUAUAUGUUUUUGUGCCUAAGACUUUUGCACUGUACUGUAUAUAUCUAAUAUACUGUAUAUACGUACAUAUUUGUGGAUAUAAACUGUAGACAUAUGACUAUAUUUGUAAAUGUAUAUAAACGUAAUUCUUUCAUUGACCUGAUCAGAGGUUUGAUAACUGAAUUGGAAUCCCGGCGUUGCUGAACGAGGACGAUAAUGUUGUUGUUGUUGUUGUCGUCGUCUGCAGAUCAUGAAAAGGAACCUGAACAAUGUGAAAAGGAUGACAUCCCACCCCAUAUACCAGUACUACAUGACGGGGGCCCAGGACGGCAGCGUGAGGAUGUUUGAGUGGAACAGACCUCAGCAGUUGAUCUGCUUCAGACAAGCAGGCAAUGCCAGGGUCACACGCCUCUACUUCAACUCCCAGGGAAACAAGUGUGGAGUCGCUGAUGGUGAAGGCUUCCUCAGUCUCUGGCAGGUCAACCAAACAUCCUCCAAUCCUAAACCCUAUCUGAGUUGGCAGUGCCAUUCUAAGGCAUGUGGUGACUUUGCCUUCAUCACGUCCUCCAGUCUCAUCGCCACGGCCGGCCAGUCCAACGACAGCAGAAAUGUAUGCCUGUGGGACACCCUGGUAUCACCUAGCAACACCAUGGUGCAUGCCUUCCCCUGUCAUGACAACGGGGCGACGGUGCUGCAGUAUGCCCCCAAGCAGCAGCUCCUCAUCUCGGGGGGCAGGAAGGGCUUCGUGUGCGUGUUCGACAUCCGCCAGAGGCAGCUGCUCCACACCUUCCAGGCCCACGACUCGGCCGUCAAGGCCCUGGCCCUGGACGCCUCGGAGGACUUCUUCGUGACGGGGUCCGCGGAGGGCAACAUGAAGGUGUGGAAGCUCACGGGCCAUGGCCUCAUGCACUCCUUCAGCACGGAGCACACUAAGCAGUCCAUAUUCCGCAACAUCGGCGCGGGCGUCAUGCAGGUGGAGACCCGCCCCGGAAACCGCAUCUUCACCUGCGGCGCCGACGGCACGCUGAAGAUGCGCGUCCUCCCGGACCGCUACAACAUUCUCAACAGCAUCUUCGACAUCCUGUAGCCGACCCCGCGCCGUCUGGCCUCCAGAGGCCAGGAAGGGAGCCUCCGAGAGGGGCUAGCUCCACAUCCUGUACACCUGAAUGGUUUGUAGUGACGGGAGGGGAUGGGAUAGGAGAUUGAAAGAUGUCCAAGCUUUCGGCAGCUUUCAGCGUGUUUGUACUGUAGGUUUACUGUCAUGUAAAUCAUAGCCAGAGUGAGGUGAAGCUGUGCAUAUUUCCCCACCCUCCCCCCACCCGAAAGCCUGAAAGCAAAGAGUUAAAGCAGCAGUACCAUACAUUGAUUUUAAAAGCUAGAUUUCCUGUCAUUUUCUGAGGCCGACAUUGUUCCAGACUCUCUGCUCGGAGAGCCUGUCCAUAGGGAAGCUAUGCAUGUCCUGUUCUCCUUACGCGGUGCAAUCACAGGUCUAUUGAUAGUGCUCUGUAAAAGUGCUCAAGCAAAACUUUUAAAGUGUGUAAAUGUCGUCAUUUUGUGCCCACAGCUGAAAUCUUUUUAGCAUCUACUUUAACCAGCACUGUGGUUUGUAAGGUCAGUGGUUUCCGGUGUGAAUCAAGUUGUUGGAUCUGCAUUUUGUUUCAAUGGUUUUACCUCCCCCUGCUUAUCUCCCCCGCGAUGGCAGAGUUGAACCCCCCUUAGUGAGCCCCUAAGCCCUUACCCACUAGGCUGCUCUAUCACAAGCCCUGCCAGCGCUGGCCUGGUGUAGCCUGGCCCCGGGUGCCCUCGGCUGUGUCUGCCCCCCCCCUGUACGCCCAACUGCCCCCAAUCGCCUGUUUGUGUGGCAGCCUCACUGCUAGAACAUUGCUGUUUGGAAGAUGACGUGUUUUACUCCUGUGACUGUGGUUUCAAUGUCUCAUCUGUCUGGUCUACCAAGCUCCCCUCCCGCCCCGAGUAGAAACACAACACUACAGUUCUGGUUUUGCACAAUAUGUUUUGUUUAUUGUUUUCUUUUGUGUUUUUUAUUUUAUUAUUAAGAUUACGUUGUUGUUGUUAU